Messenger RNA from Aspergillus aculeatus ATCC 16872, 639 nucleotides. RefSeq lists its product as uncharacterized. The transcript is spliced from 2 exons. The coding region runs from base 1 to 639 and encodes 212 amino acids. NCBI's taxonomy places the organism in Eukaryota, Fungi, Ascomycota, Eurotiomycetes, Eurotiales, Aspergillaceae. The record is from RefSeq and is a predicted model, not a curated record.
AUGGCGCACCGAGAAGUACCAUUUAUCAUUAGUACAUCCCAGCCGACAAAGGCGACCGAGUCGCAGCGGAGAAUCGCUCUGUCGCACGCCGCUCGCUCAGCGCAUGCCAAGACCAGGCGCCUGCGGACGCUUCAAUACCAGGCACAAAAGAGACAGGAACGCCAUGCAAGGCUCUCACAAGAAAAUCCAGACCUUCCCAUUGCUGAACUGGAUACAUUCCUCCCAGCAGACAGGACAGACCCGUUCAUGAGUUUCGCAAGGGUCUUAAACCCCACCGAACAAUUUCUCUUCGAUCACUUGAUCAUACCUCUGAUGCGCUGCAACGAGACGCAGGUGCUCUUCUCACAGCGCAUGAAUAGUAUCUGGAUCCCUGUCGCCAUCACCGAACCCAGCCUUCUGGACGUUGUGCUUCUCACCUCGAGUCGACAUUUGUCAUGCUGUUACACGCAGGAGCAGCAGGAGCAGCGACGCUUCUUCACGCAAGUCACACUCCAGUACAAGUCGCGAAGUCUGCGGUCACUGAGACGCGCUAUUUCGGCCGAGGUGCCAGCUUUGGAUGAUGCGACGGUCGCAAAGGCAAUCAUGCUCGCUUAUGAUGAGGCACGUUCCGUUCGCGGCUGGCGCAGAGCACUGAGCUAA